Messenger RNA from Cyprinodon tularosa, 6194 nucleotides. RefSeq names its product collagen alpha-1(I) chain. The record is from RefSeq and is a predicted model, not a curated record. The coding region runs from base 169 to 5544 and encodes 1791 amino acids. The transcript is spliced from 67 exons. Gene Ontology annotation, molecular function: extracellular matrix structural constituent. Lineage: Eukaryota; Metazoa; Chordata; Actinopteri; Cyprinodontiformes; Cyprinodontidae.
GAGAAGGAGAAGAGCAGGCUACAGCAGCUGGAGAAACGGACCAGUUGUUCAUCUUAACUCAGAUGAGAGAGAUGCUCCUCGCUUUGCUUUGAUUGCUUCAGUGUGACUGGAGCUGGUUUCCAGGAGGAAGAUUCCCAGUCUGCAGGAAGGAGGACUGAAGGCUUGGAGAUGUCUGUCUGGGUAACAUGGACAGUUUGUUUCCUCAGCUUGCUGACCAGGAGCGCCUCUUCAUCCGAGGAGGAGUUUGGAGGCGCGUCUGGAUCCGGGAUGCUGCCAACAGAAGAGGUGAAUAUACUGCAGGAGCUUUUACCCCAGGUGUCGGAGCGCAGUAACUCCUCCAUGAUUGUAGGGGGCGCCAGUUGUCCGUCGGUCAGAGUUGGACAGUACGCCACCUUGACUCUCCCUCUGGAACAGAUUUUCAGCAAUAGUCUGCCAGACGAGUUCAGUUUACUGAUGCAGCUUCGUAGUCUUCAGAGGGAAGAACACAGCGUGUUCACCAUCCUCAGCCCCGACAGUCUUAUCAUGCUGCAGAUUCGGAUCAGCGCCUACGCCAUCAUUUUCAUAGGAACGCAGCAGCGACAUUACGAGUUCCCAGUCAGUGGCCUGUGUGACGGAAAAUGGCAUCACAUAGCCUUCAGUGUGUCCUCCGACCAUCUACGGCUGUAUGUGGACUGCUUGCUGCUGGAAAGCGUGGACUGGGUCAACCAUGGCUUGGAGAUCGGAACUGAUGGUCUCCUCAUGGUUGGAGGCAUCCUGGAGGCCUUAGAAGCUCCAUUUGAAGGGGAACUUCGCCAGUUGGCCUUCCUGUUAGACGACCCUGAUGCCGCCCGGCAGCAUUGCAGUCACCACCCCUCUCGCUGCAGCAGAUCUGCUCCUAAACCUCCUCGCUCUCCACGUACUAACAGUGCCCUGGAGAAUGCGUCUCGAGGACAAGAAGGGUCUCGUGGGGAUGGAACGAUCCCUUCCUUGCCCAACAGAAAAGGCUCAGUGGGACGUGGAGAUGUGUUUGUGAUUGACGAGGACACCGAUCUGUUAGAUCCAAUAUUUCAAGGUGGUGGAGUAGUGAACCCUCAGUGGAGACCUUCUAGAAAUGGACAGAACGGCGGGCAGAAGGGUAAACCCGAUGUGUCUUCCAAAAAAGUGGAGGAGAACAUUACAACAGAGAAGGAAACAGAUUCUAGGACUUCAUUGGUUGUUCCUCUAAAGCCUUCAGACAAUAUCAUCGACUUGGAUGUUGGAGGUUCCCCAAAGAAGCCGUCUCUGGGAAUCCCUCUGCUUCCUAAGAUGCCCUCCCAUCCAAGAACAUCAACCGAAUCAAAUGAGCUGAUAGAGGAAUCUCCAGACAGAACAGGUAUUGUUUCACCCACACGAAGCUGGACCCCUAUCGCUGCCCAGACAACCAAACCCCUGGUACAUGGAAGCAAGCCUAACAGUGAAGGCAAAGAUCCAGGCAGAGGCAGGCCUCGGAUUGUGACGACUGAAUCCAGGGAUGGAGAUCUGGUCCUGGGCUCUGAUGGGAAAACGUACAGGCUCAAGAAGGGACCACCUGGCAGGAUGGGACCCCCCGGACCAGAUGGAUGCCCUGGUGACCCUGGUCCUCCUGGAUUAAAAGGCGAUAAGGGUGGAAAGGGUCCUAGAGGCCGACUGGGUAAAAUGGGGGAGCCAGGACGCCCCGGACAUCCAGGUUCACCAACAUUUUAUUUAUGGAGGAACACUGCAGAGGAAUGGGCCGCUUUUAAGCAAACAAAUUUCUACCAGUUACUGUCAGUUGGGUGGCCUACUAAGGAAGGACCUGAAGGCCCACCUGGAGAGAUGGGGAAACCUGGAAUACAGGGGCCACCUGGUGCACCUGGGGAGGAUGGACAACCAGGGAUGCCAGGGGAAAUGGGGGAUCCAGGCCCUAGGGGGCCUCCAGGACGGCCUGGGACUCCAGGGAAAGAUGGGGAAGAUGGCACAGAUGGUCAGCCUGGGACACCUGGUCCUCCUGGAUCACAUGGCCCGUGGGGGUACAGAGGAGAACGAGGGUCCAAAGGAGAAAAAGGUGAUGAGGGUCUGGUUGGUGAUCGGGGCCCAGAGGGGGAAAUUGGAGAACCUGGUGAGAAGGGUGCAGUUGGUUUGCCAGGUCCACCGGGUCCCAUUGGACCACCAGGACAUCCAGGUGUCAGAGGUGCAGAGGGACCAGAAGGGCCAGCUGGGCCUGAUGGUGAGAACGGACUGGAUGGCCCCACGGGCCCCCCAGGGCCACCAGGUGCUCCAGGAUUGACGGGAAGAGUUGGUGCUCAAGGAGUUAAUGGCUCAAGGGGAGAAAUUGGACCAGCAGGCGGUGUUGGCCCCCAAGGUCCUCGGGGACCUCCAGGUUUAGAGGGACAGAUUGGACCUCCGGGACAUAGAGGACCACAAGGUUAUCCAGGACUGAUUGGUACGGCUGGUCCUAAAGGAGAUCUCGGGCCUGUGGGGCCAGUGGGCCCUCGGGGGGAUCCUGGAUUUGAGGGCCCCAUGGGUUUGCCAGGGAGACCGGGUCAUCUGGGUUUCCCUGGAGUCACGGGUAACCGUGGACCUGAUGGGGACAAGGGGGAUUUGGGAGCUAAAGGCGACAAAGGAGUUCAAGGGGCUGCAGGCAUUAGGGGCCCUCAAGGCGAAAGAGGCCCUAUUGGUUUACCAGGCUUCCCAGGGGUCAGUGGUCCACCUGGCCCCAGAGGUACUGAGGGGGUAGAUGGUGAAGCAGGCCUUCAGGGGAAACAGGGCAGACCAGGAAUAAAGGGGAACAGAGGAGAAAAUGGACGUCCUGGCAGACCUGGACCUAGAGGAAACAAGGGUUUAAAUGGACUAAGAGGCCACCCUGGACAGCCAGGCACAUUUGGUUACUCUGGGCUACCAGGACCGCAGGGAGCAGAAGGAAAGCCUGGUACACAGGGCCCGCAGGGGGCAGACGGCAGUGCUGGCUUUAGGGGUCCCAGGGGUUUUCCAGGCAAUGCUGGUACAAGAGGACCAGAUGGGCCCCCAGGUUCACCGGGACCACCUGGGAAGACGGGUCCCCUGGGCUCUCCAGGUCCUCCAGGAGAAAAAGGUUUUACAGGGAAACCAGGCCUGGAAGGACCUCAGGGCCCAGUUGGCAUGUAUGGUGCUGCAGGGAACGCGGGAAUCCAAGGACUUCCAGGUUCAAUAGGAGAAAGGGGUGAGCCAGGUUUAAGAGGGUUACCCGGUCCUCCAGGAAAGCCAGGUCCUAAAGGUGUUCAAGGUUCUCCUGGAGACAGAGGACCUCGGGGAUCUCAGGGCCGACUUGGAGAUGAAGGACCUAAAGGCAUCCAGGGGCCGCCUGGGCCUGCUGGUCUUCCAGGUUCUAAUGGUGGGCCGGGCAAACCUGGACCCAGAGGAAGCAUCGGGCCCCCAGGGCCUCAAGGGCCUCAGGGGCCACCAGGAAUCCCAGGUCCACAGGGGGCCGAUGGGUCAAUGGGACCAGCCGGAGGAAAAGGACCCAAAGGUUCCCCUGGACUGUAUGGAGAGCCAGGUCCCCCAGGACUAAGUGGACCUCAGGGUCUUCCUGGUCAAAGAGGAACCGAAGGCCCCCCUGGAAGGAAAGGAGAUCAGGGGGACCUGGGUGCUUGUGGAGCACCUGGACCUCAAGGGCCCAAAGGAGACAGAGGAUCUGAGGGGACAAAAGGCCCUCGGGGAUUAGCUGGACCAAUGGGUAAAGAGGGGGAAGUUGGACAUCCUGGUGAACCUGGGGAUACUGGACCUGCAGGAGAAAAGGGUGACCUUGGACCUCCUGGUUUGACAGGUCAAGAGGGUCCAUGGGGAGCCACUGGAGAAAAUGGUUUCCAGGGCCCAAAGGGAGAAAAGGGCAACAAUGGGCUAAUGGGAGAACCUGGAUUGAUGGGGGAGCUGGGUCCUAGAGGUCUGCCUGGGCUCCAGGGAUUCCCAGGUCCUCCAGGACCUCCAGGACCCGAUGGACCUCAGGGACAGAAGGGGGAGCGUGGGCCGGUAGGAACCACUGGACCACCAGGAUUAGAAGGUCCUCAGGGAUUAAUUGGGCCAAAAGGGGUCAGAGGUGACCCAGGGGGAUUCGGCCCAACUGGACAAAUGGGACAAGCUGGACCAAAGGGGGAUGAGGGAGUCAAAGGAGACCCCGGGACAUUAGGGCUGAAGGGUGAACCAGGAGUACCAGCCCCAGCAGGAGAACAGGGUGAAGAUGGUCCCCCAGGAAUCCAGGGUCCCUCAGGUCUACCAGGAUUGGAGGGAACUCCAGGAGAGCUUGGAGCUCAGGGUCCUCCUGGUCCUGCUGGGGCUCCUGGGACAUAUGGUAAACCUGGAGCAGAGGGAAAACAAGGCACAAAGGGAGAAAAGGGAGAUGAUGGGGAAAUUGGACCUCCAGGGAAAACUGGUCCCAUUGGGAGGAGGGGGAAACGGGGAAAGGCUGGAGUCAGAGGGACCAGGGGAGACAGAGGACCAAAGGGUGAAAAAGGAGAUCAGGGGACAACAGGCCUUCCAGGAUGGCCAGGAACCAUUGGACUUCCUGGACUACCUGGAGAUCUGGGGGAACAAGGUGCAAAGGGAAAAGAGGGGGAAAAAGGAGACAUGGGACUUCCUGGACCACCUGGACCUGAGGGCAAAAAGGGUAGUAGAGGUCCAGUCGGAUUGCCCGGCCCAGCAGGCCAAAAAGGAGAACAGGGAAACAUUGGUCCACCCGGACCCAGAGGCGCAAUGGGGAUGCCAGGAUUACCUGGCUUGUUUGGAUUAAAGGGAUUGAAAGGCUACCAAGGUCCAUCUGGACUACCUGGAAGGAGAGGGCUCCCAGGUCCACCAGGCGUUCCUGGUCCCCCAGGAAAGUCACUAAACAUGACUUUGGCUCAACUCAAGAACCUCAUGUACAUGUCAGACAAGCCUAACUUCUCCCUGAUCCAGAUGCUGCUGGACUCUCUGCAGCAGGAGCUUCGGCUGCUGCUGGAUCCUCCUGAUGGCAGCAAGGAGCAUCCAGCCACCACCUGUCUGGAGCUCUGGCUCUGUCACCCUGAAUACAAAAGUGGAAUGUAUUACAUCGACCCCAACCAGGGGAGCUCAGCAGACGCAUUGCUGGCCUACUGUGUCUUCACCUCCUCAUCAAAACAGACCUGCCUUCACCCCGAACACUCUCAGCUUCCAAUGAAAGCUUGGAUGGAGGAAUCAGAAGAUGGAUCUUUUCAAUGGCUUAGCAGGCUGGAUCAGGGUCAUCAGUUUACUUAUCCAGGUGCCAGUGUGGUCCAGAUGCGCUUCCUGAGGUUGCACAGUGUCACCGCCGUGCAGAAGGUGACCUACUCCUGUCAUCCAGGACAUCAUCUGGGUCAGGAAGAGAGAGACGUCAAAUUCCUCACAGAUACAAUGAGGCAGAGCUACCUCGGAGAGCUGAAAGACUGUGUGGCUGGAGAGGAGAAGCUUUUCGGUUCUCGGGAGUCCGUGUUGGAGUUUGAGGACCUCCAGCUGCUUCCUCUGAGAGACGUGGCGGUGAUGGGAGGCAGAAACUUUACACACCAUUUUAGUUUUACGUUUGGACCGGUGUGUUUCAGCUAGAGGGAGCGGAAACAUGCUCCCUUCCAGAUCACUCAAAUCCAACAGGAACUUUUUUCUUUAAAUCAACGAAAAUCUUUCUCUAAUUUCUCAACAGUUCACACAUUUUCUCAUAUUGACCUUAAGUGACUCCUUAGGGAUGAAUUUGGAGGCGUUGCUUUUAGUGGAGAAGUCAUUUUUGUUUACAGAGACAUUUAUCUGGUACAAAAUAAAUUAAAUAUGUAUGUUUUUUAAUGUCGAUAUGCAACAUUUUUUUUAUUGUGAUGUUCACAUGGGGAAUCUUUUAUAGGCUGAUAAUCUGUAUAUAAAAGUCAGACCAACUUUAGUGACCUUCUAACCAUUUCCUAGCAGGCCGGUUCUGUCUCACUAAUGCGACUGUAAAUGAACCCAGUUUAUCACUUUAAACAAAGGUGCUUUGUUAGAAAGACAAACAUUUAUUUAAAUCUUUAAUCAGACAGAAAGAUGCAAAUGUCAUCUUAAACUUGGUGCUAGCUAUUUACUAUCUGUCCUUGUUUUAAAAGAUGCAAAGCAUUUUAUAUUUUGAUUCUGUAUUGUGUAUAUGUAUAUUUUUUUCUUUUACAUCUCAGGUAUGACGUACACACACAGGCACUUCAUCUGCUGUUGUCCCAGCAUGUUUUUUUUUUUUUUUUUUU